UUGACACGGUAGCAGUGGCAGAAGCAGCGGAAGGGGAAGUAGAAGUAGAAGUAGGAGUGGAUGUAGAAGCGGAAGCGGACGUGCACCAUCAGCACCUCCACCAUCACCUCCUUCACCUCCUCUUUCACCUCCUUCUCCUCAAGUACCGCUCCCUUGGAAACUCAUUACCAAGACCCACUACCGAAACGAAGCGAGAUGGAGUGAAACGGUUAACCAAGGAAACCGACUCCGCCAACGUCCAGCUGCCGCUAAUGGCGUCGAACAGACACAAUGUUGCGGUCUUCUACCUCCGUACAGUUGGUGAAAUCACAGUCCCAGUUUCAGCAGGGGUAACCGGUCGUCAACAAAUUCGGAAGGGAGAAGGUGAGGAAAGAAAGGCAGAGACGAUGAGAGGUGUUGAGCUUUUUCUUUACACUUGUUCUUCAGUGUGUUUUGGUGAGUGGAAUGCUCUUUUCUUGUUUUCAAUUCACAUCAUUUCCCUUUCCUUCGAUUCGUUUUGCUUCCUCUUCAUCUAUGUUACAUUGUAUUCUUCGUUGAUUUACCUACCUUCCUUUUUUCUUUCCUCGUUUAUUGUUCAUCUUGUUCGCUUUCUCUCAGCCAUUCCCUCUUCUCUCUCCUCUUUUCUUCUUUCUCCAUUUCUCAUUCCUUGGGUUCUCCAUCGCCUCUUCCUUUCCCCUCACUCCUUCCUUUCCUGUCCCAUUCUCUAACACCCCUUGCCCUCAUCUCAUUAUAGGUCCCUCUUCAUCUUCCUCUGGAAUUCCAAAAAUCGGACCAAGUAUGCGUAUGAACGGGAGAG
Molecule: messenger RNA, 796 nt
Organism: Lentinula edodes (shiitake mushroom)
Lineage: Eukaryota; Fungi; Basidiomycota; Agaricomycetes; Agaricales; Omphalotaceae
Exons: 2
Coding region: 252-707 (151 amino acids)
Source: RefSeq, a predicted model, not a curated record